AAAAGCCUUCUGUCCGGUCGCGCACCUUUGUGUUUCUGUAACAUAAAUCACAAGCCGAUAUUUUCCCUAUGACAUCACCCAUAAGCUCCACCGACUUUCGGGUUUCCCUGCAUGGUGCUGUUCACCCAGUCAGUCUAACGUGGGCAGCUGUAUGAUCAGUGCUCAUUCUCCAUUUUUAGACAAUGACCAGCUCAAUGUGUUUUAAACAUACCAGGAUAUUUUAAAUAUUCCCGAACGCUUUCUUUGAUGUGAGAUCGAUCAUCACUGCAACUACACCAUACAAUUACACAUACACGUAUCUGCACCCAGAUUGGAUGUCAGCCCAUGUUACGCUGUCAUUGUGACAGUAAACUCGGUUAACCUGUGACACAACUACACCUGGAAUGCUUUCCAAAAGUACCUCCUGUAUCCUAGUCCUAAUCUCUUUUCCUAAACUCUUACAAGGAAAAGUGGAUAGGAGAAUUUCUCAGGAUUUAGGAAAAGAGAACAGCCUUACACUUGUCUCUCCUUAACGAUGUGACUCCGGAUGUCCGCCGAGUUGAAGAUGGACUACAAAACGCCACACUGCGUUCCAACCCUGUUGUUUUAUGAGCUCACACAUUCCCAAACAUGGCUGGGAGACGAGCUGCACUGAAGGCCAUUGACUGGGCGGCUUUCGCAGAGAGGGUGCCGCCCAACCAGAGGACCAUGUUCAACAACCUGAAGACGCGAAGUGAUGCCAUUGCUGCCAAGCUCACCUCUCUACCCGAGAAACCUCCUGCUAUUGACUGGAGCUACUACAGAUCUGUUGUGGCUAAAGCAGGCAUGGUGGAUGAGUUUGAAAAGAAGUUCAGUGCCCUGAAGGUCCCGGAGCCUGUAGACACUCAGACAGCAAUUAUAAAUGCUCAGGAGGAGGAAGCGAACAAAACAGCCACUGCCUACAUUGAAGGAUCCAAGGCUCGUAUCGCUCAGUAUGAAAAACAGCUGGAAAAAUUCAAGAACAUGAUCCCAUUUGACCAGAUGACAAUUGAAGACCUGAAUGACACAUUCCCAGAAACAAAGCUGGACAAAGAAAAGCAUCCUUAUUGGCCACACAAGCCCAUUGCUGAUCUGUAAAUUCACCACACUAUUUAUAUUCCAUAUGCUGAGGAAAGAUCUGUCUAUAAGUCUGUACAUCAACUUCUCAAGAAAUGAAAGCAUCGUGUGUUUUAUUUCUUUGUAAUUUGGCGUAAUUAAAUCCUGAAAUCGUG
Molecule: messenger RNA, 1229 nt
Organism: Haplochromis burtoni (Burton's mouthbrooder)
Lineage: Eukaryota; Metazoa; Chordata; Actinopteri; Cichliformes; Cichlidae
Gene: atp5pd
Product: ATP synthase peripheral stalk subunit d
Exons: 6
Coding region: 610-1095 (161 amino acids)
Biological process (GO): proton motive force-driven ATP synthesis
Molecular function (GO): proton transmembrane transporter activity
Source: RefSeq, a predicted model, not a curated record